AUGACAUGCGACGUAGUCCCUUUGGAUGUUUGUCAGGUAGUACUAGGUAGUCCUUACCUAUGGGAUAGAGAUGCAACUCUGCACAGGCGGAAACAAAAUUAUACCUUCACUAAAGAUGGGGAAAGUUUAGUGAUUCGGCCUAUAUAUUCUCCUCUGGAGGGAGCAAGCUUGAUCACAGCCACUCAAUCUAAGCGGUUGGUGAAUGCUAGCAUAAAAUUUAUUCUUCUGGUGAUCCGUUCUCUUGAAGAGAAGCCGAGUAGAGUUUUCUUUUUACCAUCCUUGUAUACACAACAAGAAGACGACCUAGAAAGGUUGAAGUUGAAAUAUAAAGAGUUAUUUUUAGAUGUCACGGGUUUACCGCCAAAGAGGGGUGUGGAGCAUGCGAUCAUGUUGAGCGGGGAGAGGUAUUUACUUAAUGUAGGUUUUUACCGCACGUCCAUAGAGGAAUCUGAUGAGAUCAAGAGACAAGUUCAGGAACUUCUAGAAUUAGGAAUGAUAGUGCCAAGUGCUUCAUCUUGUGGAUCAGCGAUGUUGUUGGUACCAAAGAAAGAUAAAGGCUAG
Molecule: messenger RNA, 561 nt
Organism: Papaver somniferum (opium poppy)
Lineage: Eukaryota; Viridiplantae; Streptophyta; Magnoliopsida; Ranunculales; Papaveraceae
Exons: 1
Coding region: 1-561 (186 amino acids)
Source: RefSeq, a predicted model, not a curated record